Durio zibethinus is the source of this 2099-nucleotide messenger RNA. RefSeq names its product zinc finger CCCH domain-containing protein 6-like. The record is from RefSeq and is a predicted model, not a curated record. Lineage: Eukaryota; Viridiplantae; Streptophyta; Magnoliopsida; Malvales; Malvaceae. Gene Ontology annotation, molecular function: metal ion binding.
AUUCGAAACUGAAGCUGUGUAAUUGCCAGAGCCACGUCGCGAACGUUACUUAAAUUCUUUGUUUCAGUACUCCAAUUCCAAAGUUCACAUAGGAAAUGCAAAUCCAGAACUAGCUGUAUAUCACCGUACAAAGUAAAUCCAGCGCAACAGUUUUAGAUUUUGACCGACUCAAUCUCGUAUUUAUUUAAUUCCUUUUACGACAAUCAUCACUUCCCUAUAAAUAAAAAAGGCUGCUGUCUAGGGUUUUCACGUCCUUCUCCACAUAAUUUUCGCGUAGUCGAGUCUCAACUUUCGAAUCUCAAAAACCCGAAAAAAAACCAUCUUGAAAAAUCACUACUUUUUCUUUUUCUAGGUUUUCCGAUUAGGGUUUCGGAAUUGCUAAUGGGGUUAAGUUCUUGAUCGGAAACUUAAAGUAGAGAUAAAAUUUCAAGCGUUAAAGGAAUCGACAUUGAUUUGGGCUUUUAUAAAAAAAAUGAAGCGAUCGAGGAAAUCGGACAGGGUUCCUCGGGCUCCAGGUGUCAAUCUUCGUCAGGGUAUUGUCUCAGGCAAAGUUGUUUAUGGGAGAGGAAUGCCCUUCAAAAGUCGGUGAACAUGAAGCUACUCUUCAAGCAAAAACAUCAAGGUCAUUGCAUUCCAAUGUCAUGUGUGCUAAUGACCUUCUCCCUAGGUUUGAAGGUGGUAAUCGAUUGAAGUAUGAUCCAGCUGAGAUGCCUAGUGUCCAAUGGACAUGUCCUCCAAAAUUUGUCUUGAAUUUUAACUGGCGUGUUGCAGCUGGUGAAGAGAGCGAGGAGGUAGAGGCUCAAAAACUGCGGGAAAUGAGAGUGCUUGAAACAGUUUAUCCUUGCCUUUCUGUCAUUCCUCCUAGUCCCUCUGUUUCCCUGGAUGUAGAAGUGGAACCCUAUGAUGAUAGCCAAAUUCCUCUUGUUCCUCUGACUCCAAUUGAAGAUGAGGAGGGUGCAGAUGCAUCAGAUUUUGCUGCUCAACCCAAAGCUCCAUCUAACUCUGAGACAGCAGCAUUGCUAAUGCCCCCAGGUCUCUCAGUAUAUGGAACUCAUCCUAGUUCUGCUGCUGAGUCACCUGUCGUUGACAUGUUACCUGGUGUAAGCUCUGAUUUAAUUAUAGCCGCUUCGGCCAUCUUAACUGCAGUCACUAAAAUCAAAGAGCAGGGGAGUUUGAUCGACACUGAUUUGCUCGUUAAAAUCUUUUGUGAUCCAAAGAUGGUUGAGCAAUUAAUUAAUGCUGCUGCCAAUGGCAAUGUGGUAAGUAAACGUGUAUAUGCUUCAGAGCCAGAAAGAGGAACAACCUUUUUGCCUUGCCUAAAACCUGCUACAAUUUCAUCACCAAUGCCAGCUAACAGAAGCUCGAACCAUUUAGUAAAAGAGUUCCAUCCUACAUUAAGUAUUCCAGAUUCCAGAGCAGACAUCGUUUCCCCUACUAUGCCCAUGAGAGUAGAGUCAUCAGUUCCCUUAUCCGGUACGAAUAUAAUUACGAUUUCAGGACAUAGGGCCGCAAAUGGUAAUCCUUACUCCACCUUGAACCAGUUGCAACCAGUUCUUUGUACUAUGCCUGUUCAGCCCAACUCUGUUCAGAAUGUGCGGUCAGCUAUUAGUUCAACAUCCAAGCAACGAAAUGCUGGUCUGUCUGUUGCUGCAAUGGAAGCCAACCCUGUGAAGGACACUAACUAUUUUAAGAACUUGAUUAGGGAACAUGGAAGAGAAAAGCAAGAGGCUAAAGUGCAUAAUAUCUCACAAACUGUAAGUCAUUUUAAUCACAACCUAAACCUGAAUCUGGUACAGAACUUAAAACCUGUGGCAUUGAAAACCAAGUCUCCAAUACCUUGCAUGUAUUUUAACAGUCCAAAGGGUUGCCGUCAAGGGUCCAAUUGCCUUUACCUGCAUGACAAGUCAUUUAAGUUUACAACUGCCGGAAUGUUGGAACCUCCGAGUGCUAAGAGAAUGAAAUUAGGUCCGUAAAUUACAAGAAGGAUAUAAGAAGGAUGGUCUAAAUUCACUCCUUUUCCUUUAGAUUUUUUUUUCUCGAGAUUAGAUACUUUCCGUUUGGCUGGUAUCUGAGGAGAGUUUGAGCGAAGUUUGGUCAUA